AUGUCAUCAUUUAUGUUCUGCUCCGUUUUCGGUUCAUGUCAUGACGAGGACGAAGGGCUUCCAUGUGUUCAUGAUGAUAACACAAUUUGCGCAGAUAAAUCUUGUUUCUGCGUUUCUGGGACUCACGUGAGAGCGGGCAAAUGUUUUAAAGAUGGAACAUUUGGUGGAUUGUGUAGUGAGCUCAACGGUGAAACGUGCCAGCUCGAUGCGAACGCUGAGUGUCAGAAAGGAGUUUGUGUUUGUAAGAAGGAUUCUAUCCCAUCUAAUGGAAUUUGUACAGCAGAGGAGAUGUUUGGAGGACGGUGUCGAGGUAAAGAUGGACAGACUUGUAUGAAGGAUGAUAAUGCAGAAUGUGUGCACGGUUUAUGUAGAUGUAAAUAUGGUACAACUGCUAUAGGGAAAUUAUGCCUGAAAGAUGAGAGCUAUCAAGGUAGAUGUAUCGGGGAUGAUGGCGACGCAUGUGUGAAUGACCAACACGCUGAAUGCUUGGACAAGGUCUGUGUUUGCAAGAAAGGGGCAAGUGCAGUCAAUGGAAGUUGUGUUUUAGAUGAAAAAUAUGGUGGUAGAUGUUGGAAUGGCGAAGGCACACCUUGUAGACUCGACAAAAAUGCUAUUUGUAUAUCUGGUAUGUGCACAUGUAGAUCUAAUACCAGGAUUAUGAAUGGCAUAUGCCGUAUAGAUGGUGCCCCGGAAGGUAUGUGCGUAAAAGGCAAUUGCCAUGGGAAGAAUGUUGACUGCGACUCUAUGUCAAACACGUGCAAAUGUAAGGUAACACAUUUUCCGUACGCAGGGAAGUGUGUGAAAAAGUAAAAGGCUGCAAGAAAUCCAUAAAAUAAGAUGUGCAAUACCAUAGUUUCACAGGCACAGCAUGAUCUAUUAAUCAUCUACGAUUGACUAGAAAAAAGAGGAAAAUGUUUGAUGGAAAAAAGCUAAAGCAAUGGGCAUUCAAUAAUGGAAGACUCAUGAAUGAAUGAAAGACGGACUUUUAAGAACUGCGUUUGUAUAUCAAUGCAUCAGGAACUGAGCAGAAUAUUCUAUUCUUUAUGUAGGAAUUAUCGUAUGUAAUAUUCGCUAAUUAAUCAAAUUUAUUAUUUUGAGGCCAAAUGUUUGAUGUCAAAACAAACAUGAGUGCACUAACAAAUGUAUAAUGAUCUCUUUUUCACAUCAUAAGUUAUUUAAACGUUUUAACACUAUGUUUUUCUUUAAAAAAAUGUUGAGCUUUUAAACAUUUAGAUUUAACCUUUUUAAAUGUGAAAUAAAGGAGAGUUUUUAAUUUUUUAUGAAAUAUAAAAUUCAGUAUCAUUAUGAUGUUUAAAUGAACACACUUGGUUUUUUACUUUAAAAAUUAAAACCAUUUUUCGUUGCCCAAUUUUGAAUUUUAUCUAAAUUUUGUUGAGGUUAAGAUACUUUUGGUAUAUAGCAUAUGAGAAAAUCGUUUAAAAAUAAAGAGCGAUCUACACAAGAAUUAGGAACUAUCGUCCAAUUCAAUCAAACCGAGUCUGCAGUAUUUUCAGUUUUGCCGUGUUGGGUUUUCUAUGGACAUUCUGUUGUUGCUUUUUUCUUCUAUUUUGAUUUGUUUGUUCGGGACUCAGAUACUGGAAACAAAGCGAGAUAGAAUACAAUAUAGAUGGUAGCGAAAUUUCAGACCCUGAUGUGCUUAUUUGCAAAAAACCGAAAUUAGUCCAAACUCCUCGAAGCGGUUACUUCCCUUUAUAUGUACUAAAACGCCGAAAAAUUAAGGGGAGAUCACUGUGUAAAGAUUGUCAAAUGACAGGCUCAUUAAUUUUCAAGCAUUCCCGGGGAAGAUAAAAUAGUUCCAGAUUAGUCGAAGAUUACUGAUAUUGUGUUAUUCUUUAUAGAUAUACAUGUACAUGCUUAUAUUAAGCUCCAUGAUUAUUUACAUCAGUGUUAAAACAACAGGUUUACCGUGAACAAAAUAUAUCGAAAUUAAUAAGGGUUACAAACCCUAAUUUAGAAUAAUGUGGUUUUCUUUAGGCCAUUACCUUAAAACUUCUCCUUGGUCGAGGGGUUAACACGUUCGCAUAGGAAGCGAGCGGUCUGGAGUUCAAAUUCCAGUUAAGGCAACUCAUGUUUUUUGUGUGUGUGUUUUUUUUAAUUGUUUAAGCCAAAUAAAUAUUGAAUUGAACAUCAGUGUUGCAAUUAGUCUUAACGCAUUCUUUGACUUGGGGACCAUACGCCGCUUUUCAUGAAAUGACACUACUGUGUCACAUUGAAGGUUCCAUGAUAACCGCCGUAUGAACACAUCUGCGGAUGUUUCUAAAUUCAAAAUUCACCAUUUUUUGUGUUAAAAUGUUGAAUUCUGCUUAAGCCGGUGCUAGGGGGCGUGGACGGUAACUUGCACUUUACAGUACCGUCCAUGAACAGGCUCAAUCCAACCGAGCCUGCAACAUUUUCAAUUUUGUUGUGUUGGACUUUCUUUAGGGAUUCUGUUUUACUCUAAUUUAUAGCCAAUUUACUAUAUUUAUAACACUGGAAACUCAAAACCUUCAACUUUCUGACAUUCUGAGACCCAAACA
This is a messenger RNA of Ruditapes philippinarum (Manila clam), 2537 nucleotides long. RefSeq names its product tenascin-like. NCBI's taxonomy places the organism in Eukaryota, Metazoa, Mollusca, Bivalvia, Venerida, Veneridae. The coding region runs from base 1 to 810 and encodes 269 amino acids. The transcript is spliced from 8 exons. The record is from RefSeq and is a predicted model, not a curated record.